Messenger RNA from Theobroma umbraticum, 848 nucleotides. RefSeq names its product dolichol-phosphate mannosyltransferase-like protein (gene DPMS3). Lineage: Eukaryota; Viridiplantae; Streptophyta; Magnoliopsida; Malvales; Malvaceae. Gene Ontology annotation, biological process: GPI anchor biosynthetic process. Gene Ontology annotation, cellular component: endoplasmic reticulum membrane; dolichol-phosphate-mannose synthase complex. The record is from RefSeq and is a predicted model, not a curated record.
AGUCACAGCGGCGCCACCAGCCACCCCGCCACCUUCCUGCCUUCCUCAGUUUUUCACGACUCUUUCAGUUUUCUUUCUUUCUCUCUCCACAACUGCUCGAUCACAGCCGUCUUCCUAACUCUUACGAGCUUCACAGUUGGUCCGGAUCCUCUCUCUGUGGAGUUUCCUUGAUCGCUUUCAAGAAAUCGUUGCUUUCGAAGGACUUGUGAGCUAAUUAUCAUUGCCAAUCCGAUGAAGCAUGUUUUGAAGAUUUUCUCUCUACUGGUGGCCAUCUCUGGGCUUUGGAUUGGCCUCUUGCAGGCAUCCAUAAUACCACGAAGCCAUACUUGGUUGCUACCGAUUUACUUUAUUGUGUCACUGGGAUGCUAUGGUUUAUUAAUGGUUGGUGUUGGUCUAAUGGGAUUCCCAACGUGCCCCCAAGAAGCAUUGCUGCUGCAGCAGGAUAUCGCAGAGGCCAAGUACUUUCUGAAGCAAAGAGGGGUUGAUGUUGACUCUGAGUGAUGGUUUCUUUUUAAUUUCACUCCUCGCCACAAGCUUUACCAACAGGAUUGCUGUUUCUGAGCCAGGUAGAAGAAUUACAGAUUGGUACUAACUUCGAAGCUUAAGAAAGGAUUACAAGCCUUUCUGAGGGAGAGCCACUUUUGGAUGCCAAGUUCUUUCAAGUGAUUUUGCCCCCUGUUAAGAACCCUGUAGAUUUCUUGUCUGUCAAUUUGCUUUUGUGAUUCUGGUGUUUCACUGCGAAUGCUUGUUAUGAUAUGUUGGUAAUCGUUUGUUUUAAUCCCACAGUAUUUUUUUUUCCUUUUUAAGACACAAAAUCUUUUUACUUUUUUAUAUUAUAAAUUUAUUUU